AUGGCAGCUCCUAGAGUUUCUAGUGAUGGUUCAAAGAAGAGGACUCAGUUUGGUGCAGAACAGUCAGACGUCUACAACCACGUCAGAGACCAAACCCAGAACCAUCUGGACACGUACGCUAGAGAAGGACUCCGCACGCUCUGCAUCGCCAAGAAGGUCCUGGACCAGGACCAGUACGAGUCCUGGCUGAAGGGGCAGGUUCUGGCCGAGAGCAGCAUCGAGAACCGGGACGAGCUGCUGCUGGAGUCGGCCCAGCGGCUGGAGACGGAGCUGACGCUGCUGGGCAGCACGGGUAUCGUGGACCGGCUGCAGGAGGACUUCCCCGAGACCAUCGAGGCCCUUCAGGGGGCCGGGAUCCGGGUCUGGGUUCUGACCGGGGACAAGCAGGAGACGGCCGUCAACGUCGCUAACGCCUGCAGGCUCGUCCGGUCCGACGACCGGCUGCUGACGCUCAACUGUGAGAGCAAGGACGCCUGUGCAGCUCUGCUGGAGCAGCUGAACCUGGAGGUCCAGCGGGCCGAGGACGGACCAGGAGACCCGACCGGAGACGGCCCCGGCUCGGUCCUGGUCAUCGACGGCCGGACCCUGGACUGGGCCCUGCAGGACGGGCUGCAGAGCAGCUUCCUGGACCUGAGCCGCCGCUGCCGCGCCGUCAUCUGCUGCCGCUCCACGCCGCUGCAGAAGAGCCAGGUGGUGCGGCUGGUCCGGGACCGGCUGGGGGUCCUGACGCUGGCCGUGGGCGACGGCGCCAACGACGUCAGCAUGAUCCAGGUGGCCGAAGUGGGCGUCGGCAUCUCGGGCCAGGAGGGGAUGCAGGCCGUCAUGGCCAGCGACUUCGCCGUGUCUCGGUUUCGUCACCUCAGGAAACUGGUUCUGGUCCACGGACGCUGGUGCUACCACCGGCUCGCUAACAUGAUCCUGUACUUCCUUUCUUCUGCGUUCUCCGGCAGCGUGAUGAUCAACUCGUGGGUUCUGAUUCUCUUCAACUUGGCCUUCACGUCGGUGCCGCCGCUCGUGUUCGGCGUCCUGGACCAGGACACACCGGCCCAGACGCUGCUGCGGGUCCCGGAGCUGUUCCUGUUCCGGGUUCUCCACAGAACCCUCCACCCGUCCGCCGCCCUGAGAUCCGCUCAGAGAGACGAAGCUGACUCGGAGCGGUACCGGAGACGGAUGCAGCGCUGGAACCAGAAACACCCCAGGACCGGCAGAGUGCCGUUGUGUGCCGACAACCCGGGCCUGGAGCCGGGCCUGGAGCCGGGCCCGGACCAGGUGAAGCAAAUCUUGCAAUCAAGGCUCUCAGGUGGAGACAGCGGUGAUAAAAAGGAGAAACAGAUGCGGCGCAGCCGUUGA
This is a messenger RNA of Cololabis saira (Pacific saury), 1350 nucleotides long. RefSeq names its product phospholipid-transporting ATPase VD-like. NCBI's taxonomy places the organism in Eukaryota, Metazoa, Chordata, Actinopteri, Beloniformes, Belonidae. The coding region runs from base 1 to 1350 and encodes 449 amino acids. Gene Ontology annotation, cellular component: plasma membrane. Gene Ontology annotation, biological process: phospholipid translocation. The record is from RefSeq and is a predicted model, not a curated record. The transcript is spliced from 10 exons. Gene Ontology annotation, molecular function: ATP binding; ATPase-coupled intramembrane lipid carrier activity; ATP hydrolysis activity.